Acanthochromis polyacanthus (spiny chromis) is the source of this 3075-nucleotide messenger RNA. Its product is annotated as 1-phosphatidylinositol 4,5-bisphosphate phosphodiesterase delta-1-like. The transcript is spliced from 15 exons. Lineage: Eukaryota; Metazoa; Chordata; Actinopteri; Pomacentridae. The coding region runs from base 246 to 2510 and encodes 754 amino acids. Gene Ontology annotation, molecular function: calcium ion binding; phosphatidylinositol-4,5-bisphosphate phospholipase C activity. The record is from RefSeq and is a predicted model, not a curated record. Gene Ontology annotation, biological process: lipid metabolic process; phosphatidylinositol-mediated signaling.
GCUGACACCAAUCACACCGCCGGCAGAAACUCACCUCUGUCGCCUCGUUUGGUCGCCCUUCUCCUCACACCGAGACUCGAGCAGGCCCAUCAAAACCCGAAAGUUUUGUUCCCCAGCAGCGCACAUGGAAAGAAGGAACAGCUUUACAUGAAACGGUGCAUCAAGUGAAACCAGUAGAGAGAGAGAGAGAAUAAAAGGAAAAACUGACUGCGUAAAAGGAGAAAGCCAAUAAAAAGUCAGAGAAGAUGGAAACCAAUGGGCUCGAAAAGAAAACCAACGGUUUGGAGGGAGAUUCGGACCUCCAGUUCCUCCUGCAGGGGGGAGACCUCCUGAAAGUCCGCUCCUCAUCAUGGAAGAAGACUCGAUUCUUCAGACUGCAGGAAGACUGCAAGACCAUGUGGCGCGAAUCCAAGAAAACCUUCAAGUCAAAGCAAACCUUUUCACUUGACGAGAUCGCAGAGGUGUUGAUGGGCCGACAGUCAGAGGGUUUGAAGAAGAACACGGAGGAGCAGGUGGAGAGUCGCUGCUUCUCCAUCAUGUUCAAAGGCCGCCGCAAGAACCUGGACCUCAUCGCCAGCUCAGAGGAGGAGGCCAAGCAGUGGGUGAAAAGUCUGCAGAAAGUGGUCUCCAACAUCAACAACCUCAACCGCCAGCAGACCACAGAGCACUGGAUCUUCAGCUGCCUGAGGAAAGCAGACAAGAACAAGGACGAUAAGUUGAGUGAGUCAGAGGUCAAGAACUUCCUGCGUCUGAUCAACAUCGAAGUGGAUGAUGACUAUGCAGAAAUGCUGUUCAAGAAAUGUGACAAAUCCAAAAGCGGAUACCUGGCAGGAGAAGAGAUCGAACAUUUCUACGACCUGUUGACCCAUCGGGAGGAAAUUGACGUGAUCUACGGGGAGUACGCUAAAACCACCGGCUUCAUGAGUCCUCAAAACCUGGUGGACUUCCUGAUGAAAGAGCAGAGAAUGAAAGCUACGCUGGCUGAUGCACACAAAAUCAUCGAGAAGUACGAGCCAGAUGAACAUGCCAAGGAGAAGAAGCUCCUGUCCAAAGACGGCUUCCUCAUGUAUUUGCAUCAUCCAGAGGCCAUGAUUCUGAAUCCAGAGCACAGUGAGGUUUACCAGGACAUGAGCCAGCCCCUCAACCACUACUUCAUCUCCUCCUCGCACAACACCUACCUCAUGGAGGAUCAGCUCAAAGGGCCCAGCAGCACAGAGGCUUACGUCAGGGCUCUGCUGAAAGGCUGCCGCUGUGUGGAGCUGGACUGCUGGGACGGAUCAGAAGGCGAGCCGUUGAUCUACCACGGCUACACGCUCACCUCCAAGAUUCUCUUCAAAGAUGUGAUCGAAGCCAUCAAGGAAUACGCAUUUAAGACAUCCGACUACCCAGUCAUCCUCUCCUUGGAGAACCACUGCUGUGUGGAGCAGCAGGCAGUCAUGGCCCAUCACAUGAGCUCCAUCCUGGGCAGCGCACUCGUCACCUCUCCCCUGGGCGACGGCAUGCCCACAAACUUCCCAUCUCCUGAGGAGCUGAAGGGGAAGUUCCUGAUUAAAGGGAAGCGACUAAACAAACUGGAGGCCUGCUUUGCUUCUGAGACGGCAGCAGGCGAAGACACAGACGUGACAGAGGAGGAGGAGUCCAAUGAUGAAGAUGAGGCUGAGGCUGAGCAAAAAGAGAAGAAAAAGAAAAAGCUGAAACUGGCCAAAGAGCUGUCCGACAUGGUGAUCUACUGUAAGAGCGUCCACUUCCACGGCUUCGACGACGCCAGAAAAAACCUGAGCUUCUACGAGAUGUCGUCCUUCAAAGAGGCUAAGGCCGUGACGUUGGCAGAAGAGUCAGCGAACGCCUACGUGCACCACAAUGUGGAAAAACUGAGCCGCAUCUAUCCAGCAGGCAAAAGGACCGACUCCUCAAACUACAACCCAGUGCCCCUGUGGAAUGCCGGCUGUCAAAUUGUGGCCUUAAACUUCCAGACGACCUGCAACGACAUGGAUGUGAAUCAGGGCAGAUUCCUGGUUAACGGGAAGAGCGGCUACAUCCUGAAACCGGCCUUCAUGAGGGACGUAACCACGGAGUUUGACCCCAUCACCCUGACUCGAGGAGACUGGCUGAAGCACAAGACGUUACAUAUCAUGGUCAUAUCGGGCCAGCAGCUCCCCAAAGUGAACAAGAAGAAAUCCUCCAUAGUGGAUCCGCUGGUUAAAGUGGAAGUCCACGGAGUGCCGGCGGAUGUUGCUGAGAAAGAGACCCGUCCUGUUGAUAACAACGGUUUCAACCCUGAGUGGAACGAGAACUUCCAGUUUGACGUCUAUGUGCCAGAGCUUGCGCUCGUCCGCUUUGUGGUUGAAGACCACGACUCCACGUCUGAUAAUGAGUUUGUUGGACAGUACACGAUUCCCUUCGCCAGCUUACAAUUGGGAUACAGACACGUUCCUCUGCUCAAUAAGAACGGAGACCUGCUGCCCUCAGCUGGGCUCUUUGUACACGUCAUGAUCAUGGAUGCUGAGUAAGACGUCGUCACCGACUGCAUGUUCCUCUGCAGGUCCUCUUUUACGCGGCCAUGUUUUAGCUGUUUUUAUUUUGCUUCAUAGUUUUAGUUCAUGAUUAACUUAUUGGCUUAAUGUCAGUAGUUUGAAAAGCUACUCUAAAAGUCAGCCCACACUCUUCUCAUCUAGAGAUUAAUUAAAUUCAGAGGUGGGUUCAUGCAUGCAAACACUGUACAUAGACUCUCUAAGUUUGCUCCAUAUCAAUCACAUUACAGGGACAUUAUACAAACUGUCUAAACCGAUUUGUUGCAUAUAAGUUCAUCAUGUUCAGUUUGAAAUGGCAUUAAUUUUUACAUUUUAUUUUUUAAGAGAGCUUCUCUCCUUAAUUCCUAGUCAGUUUAAUGUAUUGUCUGUUUAAAUCUUUUAUUCAAAUGACCAUUUUAUGAAAUUCAGAGAAACAUAAGCCAAUAUAGAAACUAUAUGCUUUUCCAUAAAUAAUUUUAGACAUCACGCAUGAUUUUUUUCCCCAUGUAACAACAUCUUUACCUUUUUGUAAAUCAAGAUAAAGACAAUAAGUGUUAAACACAAA